AUGGCCAAUACCAAGCACGACCUCCGUCCUCAGGCGACCGAGUACACUCCUCAGAAGUCUACUACUGCGAUCGCGCAAUCUGACCCUGCCACUGCAGUACCCUCUCCGACUCAGAGCCCGGAGUCGGUUCCCGGCCUAAGCCCGGAGGCGUUGCUGAAGACCCGUGAGCCUACUGCUGCAGACACAAGAGGCUCGUUCUCAACCGUGGAUGAUUCGCGUGUCACUACACCUCAGCAACUUCCGCCUGAUGCUAGCGAUGCCGCUAUCAAGGCCAUGCCGUCGCCCUUGGCUACUACUGAGAACACUCCACUCGAGCCGGAGCAUGCUCGCAACGAUAUGGAAGUCAAAGGGGUUGCCGAACUGAUCCACAGUCACAAUGGUCUUGAAGCUUCGACUGCCAGCGCCAACAUGGCCCGCCGCGCUCCCCUGCCAACCGUUUAUGUGACUAGACCCUAUACGCAUGGGCCGAUAGGCACCCACGUCGUCUACGCUCCCGUUGCCCCUCAGAACUUGGGCGGUGGCGUUGCCAGCUACAGCGGCUUCAUGGGCCCGCCCGCCCAGCCGCCCGUCAUGUUGUCAGCCGGCGCAGACCCCAUCUCGGAGGGCCGUCGCAUCUACAUCGGAAAUCUCAAGUACAGCGCCGACCGUCAGGAUGUCAAGAAGUUGCUCCGCAUCCACAACGUCAACCGCACCGUCGAGAAAAUCUACAUGCCCUUUGCCGAGUCUCCCUCGACCUCUGGAGGUUUCGCCUCGAAUGAGUCUAACGCCGGUGACAGCCUCGCGAACAAGGGCUACGUCUUCGUGACUUACACCGACCCCAACGAGGCCGAGGCCGCUCUGAUAUGCCUCAACGGCGUCGUACACCUCGACCGCCGCCUGGUCUGCCGCCCCGGCCUGCCCAAGGGCACCUCGUUCAAGCAGGAGGAAAACCAGCGUCCCCGCAAGCGUCACUCGUCGCAGGGCUUCGGGCGUCGCCGUGGCAGCCAGUGGGGCAGCGAUGGCUUCGACUCGUACGGCUACCAGGGCUACGGCUACGGCACUGGUGGUGGCCGCGGCUAUUACGGCUACCAAGGUGGCAAUGGCGGGCGACGACAGGUCGAGCCUCCGCGUGCCUUCUAUGGCCCUGCCAUGGUACCUUACUUCGAUACCAAUGCCAGCCUUUACGCGGCCGGCUACGGCGACAUUGACUAUGACACCUCAGAUGCUCCUGGUACUGCUCGUCAGCAGUACGGCCUGGCCAAGGAGUCUUUCGACUCGGGUUACAACUCCGGCGCCCCUACGGCUUGGAGAGGCUCAGGUAGUCAUGGUGGUGGCAACCGCUACCGUUAG
This is a messenger RNA of Neoarthrinium moseri, 1329 nucleotides long. RefSeq lists its product as uncharacterized. Lineage: Eukaryota; Fungi; Ascomycota; Sordariomycetes; Amphisphaeriales; Apiosporaceae. Gene Ontology annotation, molecular function: mRNA binding. The record is from RefSeq and is a predicted model, not a curated record. Gene Ontology annotation, cellular component: ribonucleoprotein complex; nucleus; cytoplasm. The transcript has a single exon. Bases 1 to 1329 code for a protein of 442 amino acids.